AUGGCGAAAACCCUCCCCACACCACGAGUCGACCGAUGGACAGCCCACCUGACCAUGACACCACCGCCGACGCCUUUCACACUCAGACCUGCAUCCCGCGGCCCUUCAUGCAUCUGCUGCAUCGCGGAUUGUUGCAGGAGCCAACCCUGGACCGAGCUGGUUUGCCAGGAGCUCGUCGCCGUCGUCACCCCGGGAGGAUCUGACGCUUUGUUCGACCGGUCCCUCGCGGCUGCUGUCGCCCUUUCGAGCGUGCCUCGCGACGGUGGUGAUUGGUCACCUGGCCGCAUGUCGCUGGCACGUUCAAGGCGGUCCUGA
Messenger RNA from Colletotrichum graminicola M1.001, 315 nucleotides. RefSeq lists its product as uncharacterized. Lineage: Eukaryota; Fungi; Ascomycota; Sordariomycetes; Glomerellales; Glomerellaceae. The record is from RefSeq and is a predicted model, not a curated record. Bases 1 to 315 code for a protein of 104 amino acids. The transcript has a single exon.